UAUGGUGGUGUGAGUGGAAACACAUUAUUAUCAUGUGAAUAAACACAUUUUGCAUGUUCAUUUUCUUAAAGAAGAACAUGAAAUAUCUUGGUACUUCAAUGGCCAAGAAGGUGAAAAAUCACAGUGGAAUAUACAAAUAAAGGCUCUGCAUCUACUCAUCGUACAUGUACAGGCUUUACAAGGAGGUGAGUCCAGUCUGGAGCUCCAUGCCUACCGGGCCACGGCCUCGAUCCAGGGAGCUUUCUUUCCAAGUAUGCUCAGAAGCAGCUCGGCUCUCCCAGCUCAACCAGUAUGGAACAAUCACCCGCCUGGAGCUCUGCUCAGCCUUGGGAACUGUUCAUCUCUGUCGCCAUUCUAUGGAAGACUAAGCCUGGAUAUAAAGCGUACAUUUUGAUUAAAGUAUCUGGUUUUAUGAUUGUAACCUUUUGUGUUGGUGGUGGUCUUAGCAAUUGCAAAGGAUUAUUUUACUGGGAAAAUGCAUGUUCUCAGUCAAACUUGCCUGGAAUAAGGGUAAAAAUGUUCUGCAUAUGUCGGAGGUGCAUAGAAAGGCUAACUGUGUCACAGACUCAUUUCUUAAAUAAUUAUGGUUGUUAAUCGUAAACCUGUAGUGAAUGAAUGGUGAAAUUACGUUCUUCUUACUUGCCUACAGAUAAAGCUAUUGAAUGUUCGCUGGAGGGCGCUAGUCUACUGAACUUGACUAGUAAAAACUGAGCUAUAAUUAUUUCACAGUGGUUCCUAAAUUACACUCUGACAUUCUCUGAAACACUUUCACUAUUUAAAAACCUAUAUGAAAUCAGAUUUUGAGAAGUUUAUUUUAAAAAUUCAAGACUCGCACAAGACGCACACAACCACCCAGUUGUCAACACUGAGCCAGAGUAGGCGGGAAUGUAGUUUGUUGACCAAUGAAAAAGCGACCCUGGGGCCAAUGAGAACUUUAGUUAUCGGUUGACAUGCGCUUAGUAGAAAGUCAGUGACAACUGGAGCAGUAGACGCGUUUUAAUUCACUUUGAGUGGAAACCUAUUAUGUAUUGAUAUCCUAUGUCUACAUAAUUCAACCUUGAAGAAUUAAAGAGCAAAAGAUGCAGUUCAUGCUGUUGUUCAGUCGCCAGGGGAAGUUGCGUCUCCAGAAAUGGUACGUCCCCCAGGCUGACAAGGAGAAGAAGAAGAUCACCAGAGAGCUUGUCCAGACCGUCCUGGCCAGGAAACCCAAGAUGUGUUCCUUCCUGGAAUGGAGAGACCUCAAGGUAGUUUACAAGAGGUACGCCAGUCUGUAUUUCUGCUGUGCCAUAGAGGACCAGGACAAUGAGCUGAUAACGCUGGAGAUCAUCCACAGAUAUGUUGAACUACUGGAUAAGUACUUUGGCAGUGUGUGUGAGCUGGACAUCAUCUUUAACUUUGAGAAGGCCUAUUUCAUCCUGGAUGAGUUCUUACUAGGUGGAGAGGCUCAGGAGACUUCUAAGAAAAACGUCCUGAAGGCCAUCGAACAAGCUGAUCUUCUGCAGGAGAAUCUAGACUUUCAGAUCCGUCUCUUCCCAGGUAUGCUGGUUCCUAAUAUCGGCGGGGGGGCCUCCGAGUCCUCUGGCCUCUUCCAGAACUAGGCUAAACCCUGAGGUGUACUGAACUGUCUUACCAGUCUGUUUAAAAACCCUGAGCCCCGUCAUGAGUACUUUAAUGUGCCUGUGUACUAAAUCGCACCUACUGCUGCUGCUGCUGCUGCUGUCAUCACUGCUGUCCUGUCAAUCCUGCAUGCUGAGCCCCUCCCCCAUUCAGGACAUUGCCCCUCCCCCAUUAAGCAUAUGGCCACACCCCUAUUCAGCACUUGGCCCCUCCCCUAUUCAGCACAUUUUCCCCGCCCCCUAAGCACUGGCGUCACCACACUGCCAUUGGUCCACAGCUUCAGCUCCUCUCACUUCUGUCAGCUGUUUCCGCUGUUUGGUGUCUAGCCUGAGAAUCAUUUUGGUUAAAUUAUGUUACGUUCAUGGGUUUAUUAGACUGUAUGUUUAAACAUGGGCUCUUCAAUGGCUUGUCAUUGUUUGUAUGUUCAUUUAUGAAUUUAGCCAUUGUGUUUCUUUCAAUGUUUACUGAGACAACAUGGUACAGCAAAUGAUCGAUCACACAUAGGAACACACAUGCUUAGGCCAUUGACCUUUCUUGUUGUGUCGUGAUUUUAUUUCUGUAUAGGUGUUUUAUGUAUGGUUUGUAAUGAUUCAGCAAAAAUAGUCUAUUAUUUAGUAUGACUUGCAGGAGGUUUAGAAGUGACCAUUAUUAUUUUGUUUUAUAUGUAAGGAUUAAAAGUAAGCAUUUUAACAUGUUCAUGCUGAUCAGCUGAAGAAAGUCCAUUUAGGGUCAGAAACACUGCUGGGUAUAAGUGUCACAUUCACAUGUGUGCUAGUUAGCUAUGUGCACUGAUCAAUGAAGAUGUCUUAGCUUUUGAUUUAAUGACAGACUUUUACAAUGAAAAUGUUAAAAGUUUUUAAUGAAUCUCCCAAGUGUAUUGGGUAUUAGUAUUCCACAUUUGUCAUUGUUGUAUGUUGUUUGUUUAAUUUGUCUCACAAAUGAAUUAUCAUUUUAAAUGAAGUAUAAUAAAUAGUUCU
Esox lucius (northern pike) is the source of this 2594-nucleotide messenger RNA. Its product is annotated as AP-1 complex subunit sigma-2. Gene Ontology annotation, biological process: vesicle-mediated transport; intracellular protein transport. Gene Ontology annotation, molecular function: clathrin-cargo adaptor activity. The transcript has 8 exons. The record is from RefSeq and is a predicted model, not a curated record. Bases 1080 to 1598 code for a protein of 172 amino acids. Lineage: Eukaryota; Metazoa; Chordata; Actinopteri; Esociformes; Esocidae. Gene Ontology annotation, cellular component: membrane coat; AP-1 adaptor complex; intracellular membrane-bounded organelle.